AAGUUUCCUCCCGCGCUCGACGAGCCGGAGCUUGCUACCGUGCUUGAGCCGAAGCGGAUGCCUCCUCCCGUGCUCGACGAGCCGAAGCCGAUGCCUGUGCUAGACGAGCCGAAGCCGAUGUCUCCUCCUGUACUCGACGAGCCGAAGCCGAUGCCUGCUCCUGUGCUCGACGAGCCGAAGCGGAUGCCUGCUCCCGUGCUCGACAAGCCGAAGCCGAUGCCUGCUCCCGUGCUCGACGAGCCGAAGCCGAUGCCUGCUCCUGUGCUCGACGAGCCGAAGCGGAUGCCUGCUCCCGUGCUCGACAAGCCGACGCCGAUGCCUGCUCCUGUGCUCGAGCCGAAGCCGAUGCCUCCUCCCGUGCUCGACGAGCCGACGCCGGUACCUGCUCCCGUGCUCGAGCCGACGGCGAUGCCUGCUCCCGUGCUCGACGAGCCGAAGCCGAUGCCUGUGCUAGACGAGCCGAAGCCAAUGCCUGCUCCUCCGACGCCGAUGCCUCCUCCCGCGCUCGACGAGCCGAAGCCGAUGCCUACUCCAGUACUCGACGAGCCGAAGCCGAAGUUUCCUCCCGUGCUCGAGCCGAAGCGGAUGCCUGCUCCCGUGCUCGACGAGCCGACGCCGACGCCUCCUCCCGUGCUCGACGAGCCGAAGCCGAUGCCUGCUCCCGUGCUCGACGAGCGGAUGCCUCCUCCCGCGCUCGACGAGCCGACGCCGAUGCCUGCUCCUGUGCUCGACGAGCCGAAGCCGAUGCCUGCUCCUGUACUCGACGAGCCGAAGCCGGUGCCUGCUCCCGUGCUCGAGCCGAAGCCGAAGUUUCCUCCC
Guillardia theta CCMP2712 is the source of this 819-nucleotide messenger RNA. RefSeq lists its product as hypothetical. The record is from RefSeq and is a predicted model, not a curated record. The transcript is spliced from 2 exons. The annotation marks the transcript as partial. NCBI's taxonomy places the organism in Eukaryota, Cryptophyceae, Pyrenomonadales, Geminigeraceae.